AUGUCUCCUACUCAUGGCACCAGUGCUGCCCACCGAGUCAAAUCGAGCAUGGUGCAGAAUGCGCUCACCCUCCUCAUUGCUGGCCAUGAAACAACUUCCGGCAUGUCCAGCUUUCUGUUUAUCAUGCUUCUGAAGAAGCCCCGUGCCCUCAAAGCGGCUCAGAACGAAGUCGACAAAGUCAUCGGUACCGGUCCCAUAACCAUAGAUCACCUGAACAAGCCCCCUUACAUCGCCGCGUGCAUGCGAGAGACGCUCCAGCUCUGGCCCACAGCCCUGGAAUCCGCCUCGAGCCAGUGA
Letharia columbiana is the source of this 297-nucleotide messenger RNA. RefSeq lists its product as uncharacterized. NCBI's taxonomy places the organism in Eukaryota, Fungi, Ascomycota, Lecanoromycetes, Lecanorales, Parmeliaceae. The transcript has 2 exons. Bases 1 to 297 code for a protein of 98 amino acids. The record is from RefSeq and is a predicted model, not a curated record. Gene Ontology annotation, molecular function: heme binding; iron ion binding; oxidoreductase activity, acting on paired donors, with incorporation or reduction of molecular oxygen.